AUGUCUCCUCCGCUACCAGGCGCAGCUCCCGCUCCUGCCACCUCUUCACAACCUUUUGAUCCGCGCAGCCUCUACUCUUCCUUUUCGCCAUCCAACGCCAAAAAAAUCGCCAGUGCCCCGCCUACUGCAGCAUCCACAUCCAACGGCUCUCCUGUCGCCAUCGCUGUCAAGCGCGAGUCUAGCGUCAACGACGAUGCAGCCGAAGACAGUUCGCCCGGCGCGUCGUCCGCAGCAGCCAAGAAAAAGCCGUCGAAAAGGCGCAAGGUGAACCUGGCGUGCAUCUACUGUCGACGUUCACACAUGACGUGCGAUGAAGGCAGACCGUGUCAACGAUGUAUCAAGAGGGACAUUGGACAUCUGUGUCACGACGAGGCUACACCGGCUAAGGCGCUUCACGAUGGUAAGGACGAGUCGAGUGCCAAUGCGACGCCGUCGAAACCUGCCAAGACGCGAACAUCAGCAGCUGCUGCAACACCAAAGCAUCAAGCUCAUUCCUCCAAUCCUACGUCUUCAGCAACAGCUGCUCCGCCAUCAGCUUCAGCAGCCGAAUCGCGAAACGCUUCUACGCCGACCACAACCGACCUCUUCCCCACACUGGGCUUGGCAGGUUCCACAGCAGCCAACAACACGCCAUAUGCCAGUUCCUCUGCAGUCCCUUAUUCGUCCUUGAACAACAAUGCUACAGGAGCAGACUUUAACGCUGCUCACGUCUUCAAACCCCAAGCAACAGCGGGAGCAGCCAUGCAACCCUCCUCGUCUUCCUCGGGAGCUGCAACAGGAAUGCUUUCGCUCGCAUCGCUCUUCAACAAUGAUACCAACAACAACGCCAACGCCAGUGCCGUCUCCGCUGCUCAGCCGGCGCAGCCUUUCGCCGCACCCAACAGUCAGCAACAGCAAGGCGCAGCUGGCGAAUUGACCGGAUUGGGCGGUGCAGGAUGGUUAGGGCUUGGCGGUGGUCCUGGAGGGUAUGAGGGCGGAGGAAGUGGGUUUGGCGGCGACUCGGCGGGCGGGAAUGAGUUUACGCUGUUGAGCGAGUUUCUGGAGAGCCUGGACGGGCCUGGAUUCGGAGCGGGUGCGACGCCGGGCAUGUCCGGGACGAGUGCGACGAUGGCAGGUACCGGAUCCGGUAGCGGAUUCACGCCAUCGCAGAGCCGGAGGAAUACAAUCUCGGGGAUCGCUGGGUUGGAAGGGUUGACGGCGCUGACCGCGAUCAACGGCGGUAGUAGCAAUGCUGUAUUGCCAUCAACAGCUGCAGGUGCUGGCGCGGGAUCGAUCUACAACGCUGCUUCUGCAGUCAACGCUUUCGGCUCCGGGAUCAUCAACCUCGGUAACAGCAGUAACAACGCAAGCGAACCAGGGCCCGGGAAGCGGUCUCGACGAUCGUCAUUCUCGGCCGCCCCUACUGCGACUGGUACCGUCAUUGGCACUGGUACUGGGCCUGGACCGGGACCUGGUGGUGGCUAUGGUGGUGGCUCAUCCGCCAGCUCAUCAUCGAAUCUGGCAUCUGGUUCGUAUCUGCCCUCGCUACAAGGCGGAUCGACGAAACAGGAGCGGUUCUUCCUGACCGCUGCUGAUCAGAAGGACGGAACACGCGACGAGCGACUGGCGCGCGUCAUUCAGGCCAAGUACGAAGCUGGCCUCCUCCGACCGUACAACCAUGUGAACGGGUAUGCGCGGCUGAACCGGUGGAUGGAGCGCAACGUGUCGGCUGCGUCGAAACGACGGAUUCUGAAACCGCUCUCGGUGUUCCGCCCUGCUUUCCGCGCGGUUGCACAGUCACUCACUACGAUCGAUCUGGUGUUUAUCGAAGAGGCAUUCGAACGGUUGCUGUUGGACUACGACCGCGUUUUCAGCACGCAGGGCAUUCCGGCGUGCCUGUGGAGAAGGACAGGUGAGAUCUACAAGGGCAACAAGGAGUUUGCCGAACUUGUAGGCGUCCCCAUCGAGAGUCUGCGCGAAGGUAGGCUGUGCAUCUACGAACUCAUGGCAGAAGAAAGCGCGGUCAACUACUGGGAAAAGUAUGGAGCGGUCAGUUUUGAUCCUGGCCAGAAGGCGGUUUUGACAAGCUGCGUUUUGCGGACCAAGAACAAGAGCAUUGUAGCAACGAGCGGCAAGGAGGGCGCAAAGAGGAGUGCUAGUGCCAGUGGGCAGAUUACGCCCGUGACGGGCGAGACGAGGCGCAAGGAGCACGGCGUUGCGGCCGGAACCGGUGCUACUAGCACCAGUGGCGUAUUGAAGGAUCCCAAUAAUCCCAAAGCCGCAUUUAUACACUGCUGCUUUUCCUUCACGAUCAGGCGCGAUCAGUGGAACAUCCCACAUAUGAUCGUCGGUAACUUUCUGCCCACCAAUCCAACGUAG
Molecule: messenger RNA, 2358 nt
Organism: Mycosarcoma maydis (corn smut)
Lineage: Eukaryota; Fungi; Basidiomycota; Ustilaginomycetes; Ustilaginales
Exons: 1
Coding region: 1-2358 (785 amino acids)
Biological process (GO): regulation of DNA-templated transcription
Cellular component (GO): nucleus
Molecular function (GO): zinc ion binding; DNA-binding transcription factor activity, RNA polymerase II-specific; RNA polymerase II transcription regulatory region sequence-specific DNA binding
Source: RefSeq, a predicted model, not a curated record